This is a messenger RNA of Exophiala xenobiotica, 1065 nucleotides long. RefSeq lists its product as uncharacterized. Lineage: Eukaryota; Fungi; Ascomycota; Eurotiomycetes; Chaetothyriales; Herpotrichiellaceae. The record is from RefSeq and is a predicted model, not a curated record. Gene Ontology annotation, biological process: secondary metabolite biosynthetic process. The transcript has 4 exons. Gene Ontology annotation, molecular function: FAD binding; monooxygenase activity. Bases 1 to 1065 code for a protein of 354 amino acids.
AUGCAUUUACACACCGGCCUGGCUGAGGUCGCCCGACGUGAAGGCGUAAACAUCGUGACCGACUCCCGGGUGGAAAAGGUCGACUGGACAUCCUCCAAGCAAGUUACUGUCACUACAACCAAGGGCAAAACCUGGACGUUCGAUCUUCUGGUUGGUGCCGAUGGUGUCCGUUCCGCAGUACGCAAAGCUAUCAUGCCGCAUGUCACGCCAAAACCACCAACUGGAAACUGCGCCUACAGGGCCAUUGUGCCAUAUGAUCAGAUCCGACAAGAUCCCGUCGCGAAAGAACUCGCCGAGAAAUUGACCAUGGAAGUGUGGAUGUCUGACAAGGCUUACAUUAUUUCGUAUCCUAUCUCGCACGGCACGCAGUUCAACAUGGUGCUGAGUCACCAUUGCGACCGUCUCGUCGAUGAUGUCGAAGACAUUGACAUGGACGAGUUUAGAGAGACUUACAAGGACUUCGAUCCGAGGAUCAAGAGGAUUGUUGAUAUGGUACCUACGGCUCGUAGGUGGCCAUUGCUCGUAACUGGGCCGCUAGAGACGUGGUCCACGCCAGAGAAGAAUGUGGUUUUGAUGGGUGACGCCGCGCAUUCCAUGGUAAACCACAUGGCGCAAGGGGCGGCCACUUCAAUGGAAGAUGGAGCCUUCUUGGCACGUACCCUCGCCAAACAUGUCGAGGGCAAAAUUACCCUUCCAGAGGCGAUUGAAAUAUACGAGAAGGGUCGAAUGCCGAAGGCAUAUUUCAAACAACAGGUCUCGUUUUUGAACGGCGCGAUUUGGCAUCUACCGGACGGGCCACUGCAAGAGGCCCGUGACAAAGCCAUGUCAGCCGAACUCCGUGGCAACCAGUUCAUGAGAUCACCGAAUUUGUACGGUGAUCCAGACACAACGCUGAGUGUGUACGGUUACGAUGCAGAGCAAGACGCCGACCUUGCCAUCAAAGCCCAUCUUAACAGACAAGAACCGCGCGAUCCGAAGACGGGUGUGACUGACCGCGAGUUAGAACGAUUCAUGGGCUGGUGGUGGCCCAAAGACAAGGCCGCCCUACAAGCGUCGAAAUUAUGA